AUGUCGUACGACGACGUAGAGAUCGAAGACAUGGAGUGGAACGAGGAGCUCCAAGCCUAUACAUAUCCAUGCCCCUGUGGCGACCUAUUUCAGAUUACCAAGGAAGACCUUCGUCUCGGCGAAGAGAUCGCUCGGUGCCCUAGCUGCUCUCUUUACAUCACCGUCAUCUACAAUAUGGAGGAUUUUUCCGAUUCCGGUCGAAAGAACACUACUAUCGAACCUUCGAAGCAACAGCCCGUAGCUGUGGCUUGA
Messenger RNA from Oldenlandia corymbosa var. corymbosa, 252 nucleotides. Lineage: Eukaryota; Viridiplantae; Streptophyta; Magnoliopsida; Gentianales; Rubiaceae. The record is from the annotation of a GenBank genome assembly.